ACCACAGAGACUGCUGCUCAGGGUGCACCUGUGAGGGGGCGAGCUGGGGCCUCACGGCCCUGUGCCUGGGUGGGCAGAGGCCCACAUAACUGGGGGAACCCCAGGGCCCAGCCUUGAGCACAUCCCGGUGUGCGUGUCUGGAGCAGUGCUGGCCGCAGAGCUGUCCUGGAGAUGUCCCUGGACACACUCCUUCUCAUGACCUCGUGGCUAGAAGAGCCAGGACUGUGCCAGGCUUGGGCAAGGGAGGGGCUGCACCCCAAGCCUGGAGGCAGCCCUCUGUGCAGAGAGGUCGGGGAGGGGUGGGUGACGCUGGCAGGGCUGGUGUCUUCCAGGGAAACUGGGCCAAGGAAGCCCAUGCCCAUCAGUCAAGGCAGCUUCCCAGGUGGCCCCUGACCCCCAACUUCCGGUCGCCACAUGGCCUGUCCGGGAGAAGCCCCCAGCAGAGCCCUGUGCCUGCAGGCCUGCCCUAGGAAGGUGCAGAGGGAGGGCUGGGCGUCUUUGGCAGCACCCAUGGGUGUUCCUGGUGAGCAGGAAGCGUCUGCUCCUGUGCUGCAGAGGACCUGGCCCCCCUCUCUUCAGGCCCAGCUGCGGCGGGUGCUGCCUUGUCUCCCUGGGACAACGCUGGGAGGUGUGGCACCACCUGGAUGGAGCUGCCUGGCUGCAUUGUUCCUUGGCUCCUGGUGUCUGUCCUGGGUCCCCGCUCAUCUCCUGAGAGGAGGUAUGGCUUGCUGGGGAUGCUAUCAAAGCAGACAGGAGGGUCUGGAGCCGUUUCCUGAUUCCCCGUCCCCAGGAAAGUGAGGGGCGUGCUGUCAUGGCCAGGAGAUAACGCCCCAGCCUGUCAGCCAACCCCGACUCAGCUCCGCUUUGUGGUUAAGGGAGUUUCGGAGUGAACAUGCUCAGACCCCUCUACUUCCUGAAAUGUCAGGGGGCCUGUAGAGAGGGCACGCAGGGCCGCGGCAGGAUGGGCCUGGGUCCUUUUAAAUAGUACACUUCUCAGUAGGACCAACAAGACGCACAAGGUGUACCAGAAGGCUUACAUUAGAGCCACCCUGAGAUUGGAACCGCAAACAUGCCAGGAAAUGCCACCCCAGUGACCACCCCGCUCUCUCAGGCAGUCCCGGGACCGUCUGCUGGGCUCUGCAACGCACCUUUCGAGGAGAGCAGAGUGGUCCUGGUGGUGGUGUACAGCGCGGUGUGUGUGCUGGGCCUGCCGGCCAACUGCCUGACCGCGUGGCUGACGCUACUGCAGGCUCUGCAGGGCAACGUGCUGGCCGUCUACCUCUUCUGUCUGGCGCUCUGUGAGCUGCUCUACCUGAGCACACUGCCGCUCUGGAUCAUCUACAUCCAGAAUGAGCACCGCUGGACCCUGGGCCCCCGGGCCUGCAAGGUGACCGCCUACAUCUUCUUCUGCAACAUCUACAUCAGCAUCCUCUUACUGUGCUGCAUCUCCUGUGACCGCUUCCUGGCAGUGGUGUAUGCACUGGAGAGCCGCGGCCGGCGCCUCCAGAAGACUGCCGUCUUCAUUUCGGUGUGUGUCUUUGUCCUCGUGGGGCUUGUUUACUACCCAGUGUUUGACAUGGAAAUAGAGAAGGAGAGCUGCUUCGAGCCCAUGCGGAUGAAUGAAAAGAUUGCAGGCUACCACUACGCGCGGUUUGCAGUGGGGUUCGCCAUCCCUCUCUGCACCAUAGCGUUCACUAACCACCGGAUCUUCAGGAGCAUCAAGCUGAGCAUGGGCCUGACCGCUGCCCAGAAGGCCAAGGUGAAGCACUCAGCCAUAGCAGUGGUGGUCAUCUUCCUGGUCUGCUUCGCCCCCUACCAUGUGGUUCUUCUCAUCGAAGCGGCCACCUUCUCCUACUACAGAGGAGACAAGGUUGCGAUGUGCGCCUUUGAAGCCAGCCUGUACACGGUGUCCAUGGUGUUCCUCUGCCUGUCCACCGUCAACAGCGUGGCUGACCCCAUCAUCUACGUGCUGGCCACAGACCAUUCUCGGCAAGAAGUGUCCAGAAUCCAGAAGGGGUGGAAGAAGUGGUCUGCAAAGACAGAAGUCACCAAGCUCACGCAUUCCAAGGACUCAGAGGAGAUGCACUUCCCCAUGGCGCUCGCAGAGGACUGUGCGCUUCCCCUGCCUGUGAACCCUCCCGCGCUGCAGCCAGCUAAGUGGGGCUCAGCGCACACCCAGGAGAGGCUGGUCGAGGAGACCUGCUGAGACCAUUGCACUGCAGGAGAGG
This is a messenger RNA of Ictidomys tridecemlineatus (thirteen-lined ground squirrel), 2228 nucleotides long. RefSeq names its product G protein-coupled receptor 132 (gene Gpr132). Gene Ontology annotation, molecular function: G protein-coupled receptor activity. Gene Ontology annotation, cellular component: membrane. The record is from RefSeq and is a predicted model, not a curated record. Gene Ontology annotation, biological process: G protein-coupled receptor signaling pathway; negative regulation of G2/M transition of mitotic cell cycle; G1/S transition of mitotic cell cycle. Lineage: Eukaryota; Metazoa; Chordata; Mammalia; Rodentia; Sciuridae.